Molecule: messenger RNA, 1348 nt
Organism: Thecamonas trahens ATCC 50062
Lineage: Eukaryota; Apusomonadida; Apusomonadidae
Product: ribonuclease Z
Exons: 1
Coding region: 1-1239 (412 amino acids)
Cellular component (GO): nucleus
Molecular function (GO): 3'-tRNA processing endoribonuclease activity
Source: RefSeq, a predicted model, not a curated record
AUGGACAUGGUAUUCCUGGGCACCUCGUCGCAGCCGACAUCAUCGCGAUACACGUCUGCUACUGCUGUCCGCCUGCCGUGUGGAUCGUAUGUGCUGUUUGACGUCGGCGAGGGCACGCAGCGGCGGCUGAUGGCGGGCCAGUGCGCGGUGAAGCCAUCGCGGAUCGCUGCGGUGGCGGUGACCCAUCUGCACGGAGAUCAUGUGUUUGGCCUUCCUGGCCUGGUAUGCGCGGUGCUGAACGCAGGUGGUGGCCCGCUGCAUGUCUACGGGCCGCUCGGCAUCCGUGCCUUCCUCCGCACCUCGCUGGCCACGACGUACUCGUUCUCGCGCGGCCUGUUCGUCCACGAGAUGCGCCCGGCGCCGCCGCCGUUGCUUGCUCCGGCUGAGUCUUCGCUGCUUGCCGAGGACGUGCCGCCGGAUGCCACACACACGUUUGCCGACAUGUACAUUGGUGGAUCGACGGUGGUCCGGGGCUACACGCCUGGCGACAAGAACCUCUACUACGCUCCGCCCGACGAGGCCUCGCCUGAGGCACUGGCCACGCCGCACUGGAUGCUCCCGCUGGAGCUGCCGUCGGCGGCGGGCGCGAGCGGACCAGCGGUCACCCUCCACGCCGCGGUCAUCGAGCACGUCCCGCACGUCCUCACUGUGGGGUAUGUGCUGGAGGAGGCGCCACGCCCUGGGUCGCUCGACGUGGACAAGCUAAAGGCGACGCCGGGCGUCGGCAGGCUUGGUGCGUGGUGCAAGUCGCUUGUCGGCGGAGUCGACGUCACCCUGAGCAACGGCACCCAUCUGCGAUCGGAAGACUACGUCUCGCCGGCCCGGCCCGGACGCAAGAUCGUGGUGCUCGGCGAUACAUGUGACCCGUCAGGUAUUGCGCCACUCGCCACCAACGCUGACGUCCUGGUUCAUGAGGCGUCACUGCGGAGCGCAGACCGGGUCAAGGCCGUCGACCGCGGCCACUCGACGACGUGCAUGGCCGGCGAGUUCGCCGCCUCGGUCUCGGCCGGCCACCUCGUCCUCAACCACCUCUCGCCCAAGUACAUCGGCUCGGGCGACUCGGCCGCCGACACUGCCGCUGCCGCCGCCAUCCGCGCCGAGGCUGUGGCAGCCUUUGGCUCACCAGCCGUCACCGUUGCCCAGGACUUUCUCACCGUCUCUGUCCUGCCCUCGACUCGAUCGCGGCCUGCUCCGCAAGUGGUCGUCGAUCCGCGCCCCGACCACGCAUCCACCGAAUGACACUCCGGGCCCUCUUAUCCUAUCGCGAGUCAUAAACCGUAUCCCGCACCGCGCCUUUGCUGACCUUUGCUGCCCGUGCUCGCCACCCUAUAAAUCCGCUGCUGUCUCC